UCAAAAGCUAUACCGAUACUAUCGGCGCGUUGUUCCGGAACGGUCACAUUACACAUUCCGUGAACAGCUGAAAUGAACUUGUUGCGAACUGACAACAAAUACACAACUAUCAGCUGUUUAUUAGUGCAAUUGAUCUUUAUUUACAUAUUUGCUAUUGAAAGCAAGAAAUUGUGCUUAAAGAUGGAAAUGGCGUGCAGAGUGUGCGCCGAUAGGUCGCCUAACCAUGUGGAUAUCUUUGAUAGCCAAGACGAUGAGCCAAGUUUUGCGGAGAUGCUUAAGGAGUGCAUGGAUUGCCGUAUAGAAAGAGGUGAUGCACUGCCAAAAAUGAUUUGCCGAAGAUGCGUGCAAGCUACGGAGAGUGCUUUCCAGCUCAAGCGCACCAUAGAGGAGAGUCAUAAGCAUUUUAUGAAAAUGCUGGGGCACAGUGGCGAAGCCGACGACGAGAACGUUUCAAUAUGUGAAUCACUAGAGGCGAACGACUGGAAACUGGAGGAAGUUGAGCUAGACGUUAGUUGUGUGAAGCAGGAGAGCGCUGUACAGGAGCUAGAUGCGCAGUUCAUUACAAAAAUCAGAGGCGUUUACAAAUACGAUGAAUGUAUCAGAAAGGAAUCCAUCAGCAAACUACAAGAGUUAUUUUCUGACGAUUUGCCGGAGAAUGAGCAGCAUCAUCUAUGCGAGAUUUGUGGAAAGAGUUUCUCAGAUGUUACGCUGCUCAAAGAGCACGCCAUGUACCACAAUGAUCAGGAGCGUCCUUACAAGUGCAAUUAUUGUCCCAAGGCUUUCAAUCAGCGCUCGAAUCUUCAAGCCCAUGUGCGUGUGCACACCGGGGAGCGUCCCUUUCAAUGCUCGCACUGUCCCAAAGGGUUUUCACACAGCCACCAUCUCAAGGACCACUUGCUAAGUCAUACGGGCGAACGUCCCCAUAGCUGUCCACAAUGUCCCAAGGCCUUUCACAAGCGCUCCAAUCUACAGUCGCAUCUGCGCAUUCAUUCGGGCGAGCGUCCGUACGUGUGUCCAUACUGCUCAAAAACAUUCAACCACGCUUCAAAUCUGGAGAAACAUACACGCAUACAUUCCGGCAAGCGCCCAUAUCAGUGUCCUCACUGCCCCAAAUCCUUUACACGCCGGCAGCACCUCAAGGAUCACAUUCUUGUGCAUACAGGGGAACGACCUUACAAGUGUCUGAGCUGCUCGAAGGACUUCAAGAGCAAUCCUGGUCUUCGCAAGCACGUCUGCAAUCCGCAACAGAAAACAAAUAGCACGCCAUAGCAAACAAAUCUUAUUAAUAACUAUUUGGAUACUUUAUGUUUAAGUAACAUACUUUAAGGAUUAAGACAGUCAGCUGUGCUGAUUUCUCUAAGGGAUUAAGUUACAAUUAAUUACUUCCAUUGCCAUUGUUAAUUGAAUAAAAUAACAAGUUUU
Molecule: messenger RNA, 1422 nt
Organism: Drosophila busckii
Lineage: Eukaryota; Metazoa; Arthropoda; Insecta; Diptera; Drosophilidae
Product: zinc finger protein 501-like
Exons: 1
Coding region: 73-1269 (398 amino acids)
Biological process (GO): regulation of transcription by RNA polymerase II
Cellular component (GO): nucleus
Molecular function (GO): zinc ion binding; DNA-binding transcription factor activity, RNA polymerase II-specific; RNA polymerase II cis-regulatory region sequence-specific DNA binding
Source: RefSeq, a predicted model, not a curated record